AUGGCCGAGGAUCUCUCCGCGGCCACUUCCUACACCGAAGAUGAUUUCUACUGCCCCGUCUGUCAGGAGGUGCUCAAAACGCCGGUGCGGACCGCGGCCUGUCAGCACGUUUUCUGUAGAAAAUGUUUCCUGACUGCAAUGAGAGAAAGCGGAAUACAUUGUCCCCUCUGUCGUGGAAAUGUGACUAGAAGAGAGAGAGCAUGUCCUGAACGGGCCUUAGACCUUGAAAAUAUCAUGAGGAAGUUUUCUGGUAGCUGCAGAUGCUGUGCAAAACAGAUUAAAUUCUAUCGCAUGAGACAUCAUUACAAAUCUUGUAAGAAGUAUCAAGAUGAAUAUGGUGUUUCUGCUAUCAUUCCAAACUUUCAGAUCUCUCAAGAUUCAGUAGGGAACAGUAAUAGGAGUGAAACAUCCACAUCUGAUAACAUAGAAACUUAUCAAGAGAAUACAAGUUCUUCUGGGCAUCCUACCUUUAAGUGUCCGUUGUGUCAAGAAUCGAAUUUUACCAGACAGCGUUUACUGGAUCACUGUAACAGUAAUCACCUAUUUCAGAUAGUUCCUGUGACGUGUCCUAUUUGUGUGUCUCUUCCGUGGGGAGAUCCUAGCCAGAUCACUAGAAAUUUUGUUAGUCAUCUAAAUCAAAGACAUCAAUUUGAUUAUGGAGAAUUUGUGAACCUUCAGCUAGACGAGGAAACCCAGUAUCAAACUGCUGUUGAAGAAUCUUUUCAAGUAAACAUCUGAAGGCUGUAGCGAUCUCUGCAUCUUUGUACCUGCAAGUGCCAUCUUUCAGGAGAAAACUACGUGAAGUCAC
This is a messenger RNA of Rhinolophus ferrumequinum (greater horseshoe bat), 808 nucleotides long. RefSeq names its product E3 ubiquitin-protein ligase RNF138-like. The record is from RefSeq and is a predicted model, not a curated record. Lineage: Eukaryota; Metazoa; Chordata; Mammalia; Chiroptera; Rhinolophidae.